UACCUGGGCGUGUCGUGUACGCGCAGGUUUCGAAAGUUAUGUUUGGUUGAUGUCGCUCCGUACUUUCAAGAAGAAGCCAGGGAAUGCGACUGGAAAAGAAGAGCUGCUGCUGACCCAGAAACAGGGUUUGAAUACAUCAAUCAUCCUAACGUUUUGGACAAGUCACUCCAGUACAUUGGCUGCACCACACUCUGAUUAAAACAACCAUUCAAACCAGAUCAUAUUCACUGCACCUUCUUUACACGGUCUAGUCCUGCCUGUAUGUACAACUGAGACCAUGACUACAUUCAAAACCUGCUGAGAGCUUUGACAAAAGAUGCAACCAGGAGGUCCUCCUGCUCCACCACCCCCACUGCCACCACCCCCACCUCCUCCACCCCUAGCCCCUGGCUUCCUGCCAUCCCUGCGUGGCCCAGGUCUCAGUUCCAAGGGGGUGCACCGGCUCUCCAGAAUGCGCAAUUUUAACUGGGAAACUCUUCCCAAACACACCGUGAUGGGAAAGCACAAUAUAUGGACAGAAAAUAAGACUGAUGGGGAAUAUGAGCUGGACACUGAUCACAUGGAGGAGCUGUUCAGCCACAAGCAGGACCAGCAACAACUCAAGGCCUUGAACUGCCAGAGUCCGAGGGGCCUGCCAACUGCUGCCUCAGGAGGGGACACUGUUUCCAUCCUCAGCUCAAAGAGGAGCAUGAACAUUGGGAUUUUUCUAAAGCAAUUCAAGCGGCCUGUAAAAGACAUGAUUGAACAAAUUAAAUCAGGAAGUGUCCACAGUUUUGGUUCUGGAAAAUUGAGAGAGCUGUACAAGCUGCUGCCAGAUGAAGGGGAGCUGAAGCAGCUGGCCAGUUUUAAGGGUGAUCACUCUGCACUUCCUGAAGCAGAUCUGUUUAUGCUAUUGCUGGUCAGAAUUCCCAGUUAUGAAGUGAGUCUCAGGGGUUUAUUGCUCAGAGAGGAAUUUUUCCCCCUUGUGGAAGAAAUUAAAGAAUUCAUUGGCACUUUGACAGCUGCUGGAAAAGAGCUACUGGAGUCUGACAGUCUCCAUUCUGUCAUUCGCCUGGUACUGAAGACUGGGAAUUACAUGAAUGCUGGUGGCUAUGCCGGCAGCGCAGUUGGCUUCCGAAUGGCAUCUCUUUUGAAGUUGGUGGAUACUAAAGCAAACAAACCUGGAAUGAAUCUUAUGCAUUAUGUUGUGAUGCAAGCUCAGAAAGCAGACAUGGCCCUGCUUAACUUUCCAGAACAACUCAAACACAUUGAAGCUGCUGCAAAAAUAAAUAAAGGUGACAUUGAAGCUGAGUUUGGAAGACAGGUAAAGAAAGUUCAAGAUGCCAAGGCAGACAUGUUGAAACAGGAAAACCUAAAGGAACAGAUGGAGGAUUUUCUAAAGGAAGCUGAGGUCUGCUUGGCAGAAAUAGAGACUCAUCUUCAGGAAUUGCAGUCAGUGAGUGAUUCUGUGGCAGAGUACUUUUGUGAAGAUCCAAACAAGUUCAAACUGGAAGAAUGUUGCUCAGUUUUCAACUCUUUCUGUGAGAAAUUUAUGCGCGCUGUGCAGGAAAACAAGGCUCGAGAGAUGGCGGAGGUGAAGUUGAGGCAGAGAGACAGAUUACAGAGCACUGCCAAGCGCAGGUCCAUAGCGACCUGCUCUAGUAGAGACAAGGAAAUGGAUGGUAUUGCCUUAGAAUCCGUACUACAGAACUACCUUACCAAUCGUGUCUCUCGGAGGAGAUCUGGAAUGCCGUCAUCUAGCCAUGGAAGUCCUGUGAGUGGCAGCCCCAACAGUGGAAGCCUAUCAGAGAUUACUGCACAGGCAAACCUCCCCACUGGAAAGAAAAGGAGAGGAGGCUCUAAUAUAGAUAAAGAGUGGAAUUCAACUGUUGAACUCACAGAGGAGUCUUCACAUAGUAAAGCCCAGUCCAAUGGCAUGGACAACAAGUCAAAAGGUGGCAUUCCUUAUGAAGAAAAGAUGAAAACUUCCAGAAAAGCAAACUCUAGACAAUAUACACACCCAGCCAAAGUGACCCCCAGCAUUUCCUCUUCUGUCAACUUCUCAGCCACCACUGACGAUGGUGAGGAGGAUCUAGAGUACAAUAAUGAGGAGGAGGCCCAAAAGUUACGUGAAGCAUCUAAAAAAGUUUUGCACUUUCAGAACAGUUGUGGCAGUAUCUCAUCGAUAGACUAUACUCUGGAAAGUCAGAAAUCUCCUGGUGCAAAUACCACUUUGCGUCGUCAGCGUACCGUCGAUGAGGACACAGAAGGGUAUCUUGGAGAGCCAGCUGAUGAGGAUUUGGUUAAGUUAUUCCUCGAUACUGAGUCGCCCCCAGCAUGUAACCUUGGCCGCCGCCAUACUGUACCUACUAAAGUCUCUAAAACUAAGGAAGAGGAAGUCAGCACUCCAGUCAGAGCUUCUUAUCCUGUGGCAAGUGAAAAUGGGAAACUGCCAGCAGACGGUGAUGAACACCAUCCCUCCAAAGAAAUGCUUGAUUUUACUGACUUAUCUCACAGCUUUAAAAAACCUGGUACUCUGGAUGAGAAUUCUCUAGCCGCAGAAAAGAAAAGCAAGCCAAAUGUUUGCCCCACACAGGCUGCAGAUGAAAUGCCUGGGGAGCAAAAACAAGAAGGCAAAUCAGUGGAGCCCUCAGACAACCACAUGCAGAGCAAUAGUGAAAAUAUUCCCCCCAAGAGUACAUGGAAUAAGGCUGAGAACUCUGGACUGUUUUUUAGCUUUUUAAAACGCCUUGGAGAUUUGAGCAAACAGCAGAGUAGCAAGGAAGCUGUUCAUAACUGCACUGGCUCUGGUGUAUAGGCUUUGAAACAAAUACAUUUUAUAGUCAGGGAAAUGCAUAUAAUUUUAAUGUUGUAAUUAACUUAUCAUGAUGACAGUGUAGUGUUAUCUUUUAUGUUACUUUUGUAAAUUGAUAAGGUUGUAAAGAGAUGGAGUGAGGCUUCUAGGAAUGUAGUUUGAGAAUGUUUUAUUUGAGGAAAGGCUAUUCUGAAUGUUUACCACUAGAUGGCACAAUACAACAGUUAUUUUUGAUACUUUGAUAAAUAACUACUUGCACUGUGUAUACCCGAAUACAAUAUUGUUAUUGUCAGUUUUACAGUGAUGAAUACCUUUUGUCUUGUUAUCAUCCUUUUGUUGUUUCGCAGAAAAUUGGCAAUAAGGAAGAUCGUGGACUCUUUCAGGGUCGCACACAAUUCAUUUAUUGUUUCAGCCUUAAAUGGGUCAGUAUUACAAAAGCCGCUUGUAUUUGAGCAGAGCUGAACUAGGAAUUGUCAGUGGCACAGUGAAGGGUGCUGAUCUCAGGUUAACUUGAGAAUUACUGUGCUUUAAGGCCUAACAUCUGGUGGCCUAUUAUGAUGGAAAGUUCCAUCUUCCCUAUUCACCUCUAUACACUGCCUGUCGGUUUGCCAUGUCUCUACAAGCUGGGAGCAGAUAAAAGCUCGUGUCGAUACAAGUAAGAGAUCAAAAUGCAAGUUCAACUACUAACGUUUCUUAGCGGCUGAUAUUACAGUUAAAUAAUUAGCUUUUUAGGAUUACAGCCAUUGUUCUAACUGAAGUGCAACAAUGACCUUUUAUUGGGUUCUUUUCUCAUGUGAACACCAACUGGAAUGUUUUUUUUUAUAUUUGUGAUUAAAAUACAGCCUGAUACUGAGCUGGAUACCCAGUGAAAUUAUAGAGCUCCAGAUUAUUUGUUACUAAAUUGUGAGUAGUCAAAUUGUUCUUUCUAAAUGCACUGGAAUGAUGAAUAAAUAUACAGGAAUACUAGAAUUUUGGUACAUUAACAAAACACUGAAGUGCCCAGUUGACUCACAUUUGGCAUUUAUAUUCACAAAUAAAAAUAUCAACCACACAUUUAUAGCUCUGUUUAUAGAGUUUUGAUUCUAAUAACACAGCAUAGCAUUGUAAUGUCUGUCCACUCCACUUGUGAAAAACAUGUUAUGAGGUAUUGUAUAUUGUUGUAAUCCUGAUCUAGACAACUGAAAUACAAGGUUUCCUUGUGCUCACUACAUAACUGUGCAGCACCUUUUCAUUCAUUCUAGGUGGGAAAAAAAAGAUCCUAUUAUCCUAUUGCCCUGAUCUUAGUUUGAACAUGAGCCAUAAAAUAAUUUAAACCUCUUGAAUGAACUGUCAAAAUGCCACCAAUAUACCAUCUAUAGUGAGGAAAGGUUGUUGCAAAAUUGUUAUGCAGCUGUGUCUUAAUUUAUUGGGUGUGGAACUUCUUUGAAAAUGGCAGUGCAAUAAUAAAUGACUACUGUAUGUAGGACAUUGUGCCUUAACAUGUGCUGUUCAUUACUGGAUUGUAUUAUAUUACCAAGUAAUUGCAAGCUAUAACAGUUUUUGCAUUAUCAUUGCUUCAGUAAAAGUAGUUAUAAAGAAAAUAUUUUCAAUAAGUUGU
Molecule: messenger RNA, 4391 nt
Organism: Monopterus albus (swamp eel)
Lineage: Eukaryota; Metazoa; Chordata; Actinopteri; Synbranchiformes; Synbranchidae
Gene: fhdc4
Product: FH2 domain containing 4
Exons: 12
Coding region: 317-2797 (826 amino acids)
Source: RefSeq, a predicted model, not a curated record